UGUUCCUCCCACGGUUGUUCCCUAAAAAUGUGGAAGAAAGCGCUGCUGCGGAGCCUCCUGAUCGACCUAUGCAGCAACUGGACGCCGAACUUCUACGAUAAGAAACUACGAAAGAUCACUCCAGCGCAGUGCUUUCGAGCGGCGAUAGAGGAUGGAACCAGCACUGUCUUCAUAGCUCUCGAGGGUAAACUGAUUAUCAACGAAGAAAUGAUGGAAUCCGUCUCACAGACGCUCGAGACUGACACGGGGAUAGGGAGAAGGACAAAGCGUCGUGUAAUAUUGCUGGCCAAUUUGUAA
Molecule: messenger RNA, 297 nt
Organism: Rasamsonia emersonii CBS 393.64
Lineage: Eukaryota; Fungi; Ascomycota; Eurotiomycetes; Eurotiales; Trichocomaceae
Exons: 1
Source: RefSeq, a predicted model, not a curated record